Messenger RNA from Nerophis lumbriciformis (worm pipefish), 4326 nucleotides. The record is from RefSeq and is a predicted model, not a curated record. Lineage: Eukaryota; Metazoa; Chordata; Actinopteri; Syngnathiformes; Syngnathidae.
AUGGAUGGGGUGGCAGGAGGUGUGGGGACACCCAGUAGUGCCGGAGGGUCCGGGGGUGACACCCUCCCCUAUCGUAAUGGAGGGGAGUCAAAGAGACGCAGCAAGGGCAGCCUCCCUUCACCGGGUUACAGGCUGUCCCAGGCAUCCCUGGAGGGUGAGAAGGCUUCUUUUGGGGGGGACACCGCCCCCUCAGGGGGGCGCGGUCGUCGCCUUUCUAUCAUGAGCUCGGGCCUCCCCUUUCGCACAGCUGGCACGCCGACCACCCCGGUGCCUCUCGCUCAUCCGCCACCCCGCUCGGUGGGUUUCAUCCCCUCCCGCGCCGCCCUUGCCUCCACCUCUUCGUCUACAGGUACAGGGGUGAUGGUGGUGGCAACUGGCCCGGAGACCACCACUACCACCGCUUGCAACACCACGGCAGCAGGGACGCCCGAGACGCUCGGACCCUCCGCGCUGGGCGGGUUCGGCUUAGGGCUGGAUGGAGAGGAUUACAGCCAGUCCAACCAGAGCACUUUCAUUCAGAGGCAGUUCGGAGCCAUGCUGCAGCCCGGGGUCAACAAAUUUAGCCUGCGCAUGUUUGGAUCCCACAAGGCUGUCGCUUUGGAACAGGAGCGACUCAAGUCUGCCGGAGCUUGGAUCAUACACCCCUAUAGCGACUUCAGGUUCUACUGGGAUCUGUUAAUGCUGCUUCUGAUGAUGGGCAACCUCAUCGUCCUGCCGGUGGGCAUCACGUUUUUUCGAGACGAGAACACGCCAUCGUGGAUCAUCUUCAACGUGGUGUCUGAUACGCUUUUCAUGGUCGACCUGGUCCUCAACUUCCGCACGGGGAUCGUCAAGGAGGACAGCACGGAAAUACUGCUGGACCCUCGGGCCAUCCGCCACAACUAUCUGAAGAGCUGGUUCCUGGUGGACUUUGUGUCCUCAAUCCCUGUGGACUACAUCUUCCUGAUGGUGGACAGUCUGGAUUCGGAAGUGUACAGAACAGCCCGGGCGUUGCGCAUUGUCCGCUUCACCAAAAUCCUCAGUCUUCUGCGGCUGUUGCGGCUCUCCAGACUCAUACGUUACAUCCACCAGUGGGAGGAGAUCUUCCACAUGACGUAUGAUCUGGCCAGCGCCAUGGUGAGAAUCGUCAAUCUGAUCGGAAUGAUGCUGCUGCUGUGCCACUGGGAUGGUUGCUUGCAGUUCCUGGUGCCGAUGCUGCAGGAUUUCCCGCCUGACUGCUGGGUCUCCAAGAACCUGAUGGUGAAUGACACAUGGGGGGUGCAGUACUCGUACGCCCUCUUCAAAGCCAUGAGCCACAUGUUAUGCAUCGGCUACGGCGCACAAGCUCCGGAGGGCAUGACCGACGUGUGGCUCACCAUGCUCAGUAUGAUUGUGGGCGCCACCUGCUAUGCCAUGUUCAUCGGCCACGCCACUGCACUUAUUCAGUCGCUUGACUCGUCGCGGAGACAAUACCAAGAGAAGUACAAGCAGGUGGAACAGUACAUGUCCUUCCACAAGCUUCCUGCAGAUGUUCGUCAAAAGAUCCACGAAUACUACGAGCAUCGCUUCCAAGGAAAGAUGUUUGAUGAGGAGAACAUACUGGGAGAACUCAGCGAGCCACUUAAGGAGGAGAUCGUGAGCUUUAACUGCCGCAGCCUGGUCGCCAACAUGCCACUGUUUGCAAAUGCCGACCCAAACUUUGUCACCGCUGUGCUCACCAAACUUCGCUUUGAGGUCUUUCAGCCGGCUGACUUCAUUAUCCGAGAGGGCACCGUGGGAAGGAAAAUGUAUUUUAUCCAGCAUGGACGCGUUAGUGUGCUCACCCGUGGAAACAAAGAGACGAAACUAAGCGAUGGUUCUUACUUUGGAGAAAUCUGUUUGUUGACUCGAGGACGGAGGACGGCCAGUGUACGUGCGGACACAUAUUGUCGUCUGUACUCUCUCAGCGUAGACAGCUUUAAUGAGGUACUGGAGGAGCACCCCAUGAUGCGGCGGGCCUUUGAGACUGUCGCCGUCGACAGAUUGGACCGCAUAGGGAGGAAGAACUCUGUGCUUCUGAGGAAGUCAUCUCAAGGAGGCUCUCUCGGGGGCAGUAUGGGCCGUGGCGGAGGCCGAAGUGGGGGAGGCCCGGGGGCAAGCGGGGGCAUGGCAGCCGGCAGUUUGGGCUCAUGCGACAGCAUAUUGGUACAGCAGAUCGUCAAGCAUGACAGCAUGCCAGCCAUGCAGGACGCCAUUGCCGCAGCAGCGGCAGGAAGAAGCGGAGUCAUCGGAGGAAGUGGUGCAAUAUCCCCCAGGCCCCGCCCUGUCAUCUGGGCACCACUAGUACACGCCCCACUGCAAACAGCCGCUGCUACCAGCAACGUGGCUAUUGCUCUCAUGCACCAACAGCAGCAACAGCAACAACAGCUCCAGCAGUUUCAACAGCAACAUGCACUUGGUGGCACGUUCUUCCUGCCAUCCCCUCUUAUCUCGCCAUCACCCUCUUCCUCAUUUCCGCUCUCACCUCCUCGAGCUCCUGUCUUGCAACCCCUCCGCCCCUCUGUCAGCUCCCUCAUUGGUAUGAUGGCAAUGAGCGGGAUGGGAGGUUUGUCUCCCAGACCGUUCCCUGUCUCCCCCUCCACCAUGGGCCCACUUGGCGGGUUGAUGUCACCACCAGUGGCCAAAACUCCACCUGCUGCAGCCUCCUCUGUGCCAGCCCAACAAGGAAGGACUCUGCUUUACAACAUGCGCAUCCAGGCUGAUCAUCCCUCUGUACAAGGUGGAUCUCUUGGCACCCAAACCAGUGGCGGCGCAUCAACACCAACUGUACCCAAGAUGCAACCCAACAAUCCUUCUCCUGCAGCCAUUUGCCCGUUAGACAGCGGCACUAAUGUGACAAACCAGCAAGGGGCAAAAGAAGCCCUACUGCGCCAUGGUGGCAACAGUUGUCAAGCCCUGCCUGCUUUAGGCAGACUCACCCAGGAGGCGAGGCUCCUGUCUGCAUCACAGCCCACUUUGCCUCACCGCUCUUGGGCUGGAUUGCAGCCCCAUCCCCCGCUCCAUCGGAAGGCUUCCGGAGGGAAUUUGCUAGCAGCUCCUUUCUUGGCAGGACAGUUAGCACGAGGUGGCAGUGCAGGGAUACUGACCUCCAACCCUCCGGUGCAGCCUAUUGCAAACCUUACAUCCAAUACCCAAAUACAAUCACCUAUUCUGCCUGCCAUGUACACACAAUGUGCAUCUCACACUGCCCCAUUGCCCAUCUCCACACCUCCACACAUGCUGACUGCAGCUCCCUCUCCAAAACAAACACCGCCAACCGCCACCUCUUCACCUGUGCCCACUCCCUCAUCCCCAACACCAAUGCCCUCGCAGACACCCCGCCCUAAACCAACUCUAACUGCAUCUUCUCGUUCAUCCUCGCCACCUCCUUGCUCCACACCUCCCACGACAGGAACCACCCCAUUGUCUCUUGUUUCAACUCCACGUCCCAAACCGCUUGCCACGCCUUCUCCUUGCUCCUCAUCUCCUUCACCUUCCUCCACCCCUCCUCCAUCAUCCGUUUCACCUCCAGUUCCACUUCCUCAAACAUUUGGACCAAAGUCCUCUCUAAGCUCUUCACCCCCAUCACCUGUAGUCGCCAUGUCCACAGCUCCCCCCCAAGGUGCCCGGGUCAAGGCAUCCAAUACGCCACCCACUGUGUCACCAUUGUCUGGUCCAAGCCCUGCACAAACACCAAUCCACUCCCCAACUCUCACACAGGUUGCACGCACCCAUCCCUCAACCUCUUCCCAAACAUUAUCAUCCCUUUUCUCCCAAACUCCUACCCAGACACUUGCCCCACCUUCGCCACCUCCAUCCUCUCCUUCCCUUAGUAAAUCCCCAAGUCCAACCUCCUGUCUGCAGCCUUCCAUUCUAAGUUCUACCCGGACCCCUUCCUCCAGCCAGAUCCCCAAACCUGUGUCAUCCCUAAUUUCAAAUCCUACCCCAGUGAGCACAAGUUCCCCCACCAAAGUCCGCUUCACUGUUCAUCCAGUCAAGCAAACGCAUCCCGUGCACACUCCUAGUACCACACCAGGUUUGAAUCAUCCUGCAAAGCCAAACCCUGUCUCAACAAAACCCUCUUUUCCUACUACAUCUCUGAGUGACUCUGCUGCGUCCACUCACCCAUCUAAACAAAAUACAGUAACCACAGUCGCACCGACCCACACCCCCAAACACAAUUCAUCCUCGCAGGCUUCCAUCUCAUCAACACAUACAACCAUGCCGGCUAACAACACCUCUCCUAAGGUGGGUAAAAAUGAACCCCAGCUGCCAGUGGCCAGAAAAGACUCAGAGGGGCUGAGACACAAACUGCCUGCCAACAUGUAA